CCCCUGGGCAGCGGCCUGUGCCCUGAGAGGGCGCUCCGGGCCGCUCCCCUCUCCGCCUGCGGGGCUGAAGGGCUGCCACGUAGGUAAGCGCCAGGUCUGUUACGGCGCGAGCUGCGGGCUGCUGCUGCUGCUGCUGCAGCACCAGCGGCAGCGUCCCGGCCGCCAGCUCUAGCUCCAUUUUAAAAACAGGGUGAGAAUGAAUGCCACGUAGUUCAGAGCACAUGCAUUUGCCUCCCCGUUUCUGCUUAAAGCACGCUAGGACAGGAGCCUUGGCUAGGUUCACCUAAAGUAAAGAGGAAUUGGGUUGAAAUGAGCGAAUGGUAAGUCGUCGCAUCUGCAAUAUGCCUGGCCGGUGUCUCAGUCGAAGUUCUUUUGCUGCGCCACUUCCCCUUCCCCGGGCCGGUCCAGAAAACCGCACAACUAAGAUCGUCAGCAAAUGCUGGGGCAGCCCUCUUAUCUUGAAUAUGGCUCUCACUACUGGAAUUCAUCUCCUAGACCUGAUUAUCCAAGUCCAUUUCCUGUUGGACCAGAUGUCCAAAGCCAGGGAAUUGAGUCUUCCUACACAAAUGGUGCUUAUGGCACUCCAUAUUCGGCUUCUGCGACUAGGCCACCAUAUUCCAAUCUCUCGCAACCGAACUCCUACUAUUCUUCAGGGCAUCCGCAUGCCCCUUAUUCCACGGAAUCUCCUAGCGUAUAUAGAUUUCCAUCAGCAACUUCCAACUGGAAUUACCCCCCAUCAGACUGCCCAGAUGAAGGCUCCAUGGUGAGGAGGCAAAUGCCAGGAUACCCUUCCCCACAGACCUCAGGUUUUCCAGUCCCACCGUAUCCAUAUGGUGACUGCAAUCACAGCAUUCCACAGGAGAGGCCCCCACCACCGCAGCCCAGACUUCAGGAUACAACUUGGCGAUCACCUGGGGUUUUUGGAAUGCAACCUCCCUAUGGCUGGUCUCCUGCCGCAGCUGGGCAUGGGGAUAGAUAUGUUGCAGAAUCUUCCCCACCAUGGUCUCCCAGUGGGACAUCUCUUCCACAACCUUCAAGUAACAACGCAAAGGAUUCUUAUAACCAGUUGGAACAAGGAACUAACCAGCAUAGUUACUAUCCUGAAGCCAAUCACUUGCCUUCUGGGACCAUGAAUGACUACAAGCCAACACAGCUUGAUGCUAAGCCAUCUGCUUCCAACUCUAAAGUGCAGUAUAGUGCACAGCCCCAGCUGUAUGAUAAUGUACUCAGAAAACAGUCUGUGACUGACAAUGGACCAGGUCCUAAAAGUAGUGUGCAGCUUCCAUCAGAGGCAUCAGAUGUGCAUCCAGGAAUACAAAAGGUUAUGAAAGUCAUGGAAGGGGUUGAACAAUUGGAGGAAGAGGUAGAUGAAUUUGUAGGAAAAAAGACAGACAAAGACUACUGCUUGCUGGAGGAAAUGCUGACCAAGAAAUUGUUGGAGCUGGACUCUAUAGAGACAGGUGGUCAGGACAAUGUACGCCAGGUAAGAAAAGAGGCUGUUCACAGAAUCCAGGCCACACUGGAAGAAUUGGAAAGAAAGGGGCUUUAAGUAACAGUCCUAAGAACCAGUCUUGGAAUGCCCAAAGUUCUCUGGAUUUCCAUGACCAUUCAAAACAAUAAAAGGUUCCUUUCAUUUUGAUUUUGAAAGAACAGACGUGGUAAGACUAAUGAAGAAGUUGGACCCAAAGACAUAGUCUGGUCAUUCUGUCAGUGAAUAUAGAGGAAGAUGAAAUGUGGAUUCUUGGUUAUUUGAAGGCUUUGGCUGUAGUAGCUUCCAUGGAUAUCUGCAUGUUUUUUCAUGGAGGAAAAUAAUUAACUAAAGGGACUUUUUAAUACCAAAAUUUGUGCCUCCAAAGAGAUCUUUUGGAGCACCAACAUCUUCAACAGCUGAGCUACAUGUUAAAUUCUUUAAGGUACAAAUGCAUUCAGUUGAAAUGCUGUGCCAGUAAAGUCAAGAAUUCAGUCUCAUUAGCUGCUCUUUUCGUGUAUUAUUUACAGAUCCCUCCUUCCUUGUCAUAAAAAUUGUGUUUUGGGUACAUUCUAUAACAUGCAACUACACUGAUCAGUCAAUCAGAGUAAAUAAAUUCUUCAUGCUAUUCCCUUUCCCCACUCCAUAUCAUGCAGGUAUAGUCCACAAUUUUUGAGGUAAAUAGAAGAUGCUUUAACUGCUGCUGCAUGCAAGUGACAGACUGAGUGUAAGACUUUGGGGCUAAGGAUGUUUGGGGACAGAUGCACUUAACUGUGAUGUCAUUUCCUAUGUUGCAAUUACUUGUACUCCACUUUAAUCAAUUUUCUGCUGAUCCUGUAUCAUCAGCUCUGCUGUCUCUAGAGGGCAGGCAAGGCUAGUACUGUAAAUCUCAAGUAGUCCUUGUUUCAAAAGGCAAGUAAUAAAUGUUUUGAGUUUUAAAAAUAGUGCUUAUGACAAGAGUUAAGAACAAUAUUGGUACACAGAUAAUUUAAAAUGAUAAAUUGGGUAUUACAACUAUGUUAAGUGGCAAACUUCAUAGGAUAUAGGAAAUGUGUAUAUAAUGAAUGACACUGGAUUGCAGCUCUGGUAUACUGUGGUUCUUUCCACUUUCCUGUGGCCUGAUGCUUGGACUAUCUUUGACAGAAGGAUAUAUCUUUAAUUCUUAACCAUUAUCUUUUUGAUCAUCCAUGAAUUUGUACAGUUUUCUUUAUAGUCUACUUAUAUUGUUGAUUCUCACCUUAUCAUGCGCUAGCGAGUUCACAAAACAUUAGAUUUGUUGGUAUUCUAUAUUUAAAAAUUUGUAUGGCAGAAUUUAUAUUUUAAAAUAGCAAGCAUAUUAGCUUGUCAACAAUUCAUAAAACAGUGAAAGCAAAAACAAAACAAAUUACAAAGGCAUGAAAAUAUUAAUACAAUGUAGCAGUUAAUGAAACUUGAGCAGCAGAAAACCAAAUCUAAGCUGAUGAGCAUAAUUAAACUUCUAAAAAAUAAAACCUAGCUAGGUUCUUUAGCAAAACAACCUGUGUCUACUGCUAGUAACACAGGUAAAUGUACCCAUUCAGAUGUGUUGCCUUCUUUUUUCUUUUGCUGUUUUAAGGAGUCCCUUCAAAGCAAAGGAAACCAUUUUAGAAUCUACAUAGAAAGGUUUUAAUCCAAACAAUGUCUUACUAACAUUUUCAAUUCUUGCUCCAUUUUUAAAUGACACGUCUGAAACAGUAUGGUAUAUGGAAGUAUACGCUGUCCUUCAUUAAAAACAAACAGCUAAAACCUU
Molecule: messenger RNA, 3236 nt
Organism: Varanus komodoensis (Komodo dragon)
Lineage: Eukaryota; Metazoa; Chordata; Lepidosauria; Squamata; Varanidae
Gene: BAG4
Product: BAG cochaperone 4
Exons: 5
Coding region: 437-1549 (370 amino acids)
Biological process (GO): protein stabilization
Cellular component (GO): nucleus; cytoplasm; membrane
Molecular function (GO): adenyl-nucleotide exchange factor activity; protein-folding chaperone binding
Source: RefSeq, a predicted model, not a curated record